CCGGCGGGUGUGGGUCUCCAGCGAUCGGUGGCACCUGCCGCGGCGGGGCUGCCAGCUGGCCCGAUCCUCAGACACCCGCGGGGGCUGCACGUGUCUCCUGAGGUUAUGCUGGAGCCCUCGAGUGGCAGGGUGGGGCACACGCUGGUGCCUGGAGACUGUGGGAAGCAGCAAGGGGCACACGAGGCCACAGUUCCACCUCCGCCGCCUUGUCUAUUUUGGAGGUGUUCCGAGUGUGGAGCCGCACGUGACCGCCACACGCACAUACGCACACACCAGACGAACACGGGAGAGCCGAGCGCUCACACGCGAGGUUCAGUCUGUGGCAGCGCGCGUUGACGUGAGCAUCUUGCAACGACCGCUUGUCACCGGACCGCCGCGGGAAACCUGUUCCCUCAGGUGCUGUGGACGCCGCAAGCCAUUACGUAGUAGCGCCUAUUUUGUGCAGGAGCCCCCGCCGGAACCCUCCCGAGUGUUGCUUUGUGCGGCUGUCCUGCAGGAAUCCCGGGCGCGAUGCCUGGCACAUACAACUUAUUUUGAAUGAAUACACUAAUAGCAAGGUUAUUGUGAUGUUCUGUUGAUAUAAGUUGCUGUGAAAGUUUUUGUGUGUGGCCUGCGUCGACAUAACGCGACACAGGGCACCAGUGCUGUGCCACAGCCACCCAGUGUACGGUGCAGCGAGGCUGCCCACAGCCCAGCCGAAAGCAUUAAUACACAAGCUUACUUGAGAACGACUCUAGUGUGCGUGGAUGUUUGCCUGUGAAGUGGAGGCACGUGUGACUGUUGGCGGGCAUUGGCUCCGUCUGGUCCACGUUUCCGUGCCCCGGCCUAGAACACAACCAAGCUUCAACGUGCCCUCCUGUCCCCGCCCCGGCCCCGUCUGGGACCAGGGGUAAGAGGACCGGGUAGGAUCUAAGCCCCCGUGGGGAGCCACUGGUAAUGGCCACGGUAGUGAAAGAGGAACCAGAGGCACCGUACAGCCUCUCUCUUCUCUUGGGUGACCGCAACUCCCGCUGCAGAACCAUGACCGCUUCAGCCCUGGGACCGGGCGCGCCGCCCUCCCCUGCCCUUCAACACCAAACCUGCGGUGCUCAGCAGCUGCAGCAGCCUCCCCAACCACACAUGAAUGGCGUGGCAGCCUUUGAGAGAGUGCCGGCACACUCUCCCUCCAGUGUGGCCCCCGUUGAGGGCACCAAGAGGCACCCGUCACCCAUCAAACCCACGGCCAAUGACCCGUUGUCUCACCGCAUCAUCGAAAAACGGCGGCGGGACAGGAUGAACAACUGCCUGGCCGAUCUGAGCCGCCUCAUCCCCACCUAUUACCUCAAAAAGGGCCGCGGCCGCAUCGAAAAGACGGAGAUCAUCGAAAUGGCCAUCAAGUACAUGAAGCACCUACAGGCCCACGCGUGCAACCAGAUAGAAAACUGUGAGGUCACCGCCAAGCAGGAGAAGACAGGCAACCAGCUGGAGCAGUUCCACCUCGGCUACCAGGAGUGCAUGUCCGAGACGAUGCAGUUCCUGGUGGAGAGCGAAGGCUUCUUCUCGGGCGACUCCCUGUGCGUGCGGCUCAUGAACCACCUCACCAAACACUGUGACAAGAUUCUCACUAGUGAAGGCUACGUGACGCGGCAGAGCGGGGCGAGCUCCUCCUCCAGCGGCUACCAUGCCAACAGCUCCUCGGCGGGCUCGUCCAGCGAUGGCAAUGGCAAUGGCUCAAGUCACGCGUCAGAGAGUAAGGAAACUCUUGUUACAGAAGAAUCUGCCUACCGCUCUGAGGAUCGUCCAGGAUCUGAUGAAAGGGAGGACAAGCUGGGUGGCUCUUCCUCCCUGGAUGGUAGUUCUGGGGUUGGAAGUCAGCUGCGUGAGAUCCUCCAGCAACACUCUGGCCCAGUCAUCAGUGGGGAGCGACGGUGUGGAGGCUACUCGUCAGGCCUCAGCUCCAACAACUCAUCCAGCGGAGAUGACAACAACAACACCAACAGCAGCCGCCUCUACAAGUUCAAAUCCAACAUGAAGCAUCGUUUCAGUGCUGACCUAGAACAGUCCCACCAAGUGAGGAAGAAACGAAGGGACUCUGAGUCCUCGUGUGGAAACUACACAGAUUAUGAAAAAGACCGAGUGACGCCCACCGGCCCAGCGUCCCGUGCCACCCCCUCCCAGGACAGCUUCCCUCCUGACACUGCAAAGCUGCUGGAUGGAAAAGACAGUCCUCUGCCUGAGAAGGUCCAGAGAUCUUCAACACCUACUCCCAAGUGUGAGGGCCAAAUGGGAGACAGCUCCCCUUGCAGACAAGUCCCAGAGAUGGGUCCUGGGGGAACUGUUCCCAUCUUUGCUCUCAACCAGAAUGGCAGCUUCUAUGUUCCCUUAACAAUCGACAAUGCCCUCAUCGCCCCCAUAAUGUCUGGCCUUUCAGACAUGUCCCCCGUCCUUCACCCAAUAUCCAUCAGUGUAAAUUUCUGUGGCCCAUGUCCCACUAUCACCUCUAGUAUAGUUCCCCCUGGCCAGCCAGGCUGUGCCGGGGCCAUUGUACCCAAUACCCACCACCUCCUGGGCAGCCGCUACUCCCACAUAACUCACAGCUCCCCCCUCAACACCUUUGAGGCCGGGGUGUACAAUGGGCGGCCCCACACCAGGGUUCCAUAUGAAAGGAAGAAACGUGAUAGCACACGGCACACCUCCCAGUAUGAGGAGCCACGGGGUGGCAUGUCAGGGGGGGCGCCAGAGGGUGUAGAGAAGAGGGAGCCCAGCGAGAUGGAUAUGAGGGAUCACCACCACCACCAUCACCACCCCCUACACCAGGAGGGGCCACCUCGGGAGGCUGGCCAGGACCUCCCGACUUGGCUGGAACACAUGCGGGAUGCCAAGGACACAAAAGACCAGAAGCCACAUGAGGUGAGAGAGAUGAGAAAUGUGCGGACGGGAAACUUGCGGGACAUUCGUGAAGUGAGAGAGAUGUGGGAGAUGCGUGACCCAGCACAAACAGUUCGGGAGUAUAUUGACACCAGUGGAAACUACCCUAAAAAUGCUCCUUACUCUCGAACUCACCCACACUGGACACCUGCAUACCAUGUCCAGCCUAAGAAUUAAGAGGUUGUGAAAAUAACUAGUAAUUAGUCAUUGUACUGUCUUGAAAUAAACUGGUCAUCCUAAUUCAUUUCUACUACAAUUGACAGAUGUAGAAGUAACAAUCUAGUGAAAAUAAUACCUUCUGAAAUGUAAUUGAACGAGGGCAACUAUGUUCUAUUUUGAUGAAAAGAAUUAGACCACAGAGUUGAAAUGAUGGAAUCAUAUAAGGAAUAUAAACAAACCUGAUAUUACAUUCAGUGAUUAAUCCUAUAUGUUGAAAGUACAUUACUUUAAAAAAGUGAGUGGGUUUAACAAAACAAUACCAAGUGCAGUGCAGUGGUGACUCAGAGACAUGAUCGUUGGUGUUCUGAGAAGUUUUGCUCAAUAACAUUGUCAAUGGCUAGUUGUACUAGUUAUGCGAGUGUCCUAUUCAUCUUUAAUUAUAUACAAAUGAAGACAAGAAGAAGAUGAAAGGAGGAUUCUAAAUCACAUGUAGACAGUACCUGAAUAGCUAGACGCAGAUGUGACACAGUUGGUGCAAGUGUUCAGUCUUGCUGGUCCUGGCACGGGUGGAGGGCUGACUCACAGUGUAUCUCACCAGUAGUGGACAGCCACUCACAACUCAUUACUUAUCCUUCCAGUUGGUUUAUCUAUUACUGUAACUCAUUCAUCUAAGUUAUUUAUUCUUUUUAUUUACUGUAAAUACUGUGCCAAAAUUAUCCAGAUUAUAUUGUAAGUUAUGACUUACAGGUGUUACAACUGUUCAGAAAAAAAUUACUGAGUAUUUGAAGUAUUUUCAUUGUUCAUACAUAUCUUAACAUAUGUACUACAUUGCCACAUAGAAAUAUGUAAAAGACUUCCCCUUGUUUGUCCCCCCCUUCCCCUCCCUUCCCCCAAUAUAUUUACCUCAUACCUGAGGGAGUACCGAAGCAGUCUAUGAAUCAAAUUAGAUUCAAAGAAAAUUCGAACAAUCAAGGAACAUAACAGUGUGAUGAUCUCCAUUUCCAUGAAGUGGAGGUUCUUGCCUCCCUUUAAAUGCCAGGUUUCUGAAAAGUGUUAUCUAGUGAUCAGUAUUGACCUACACACUAUAUAGCUGUUUCUUACUAAAUUAGGUUAGUUGCAUACUUGCCUUGGUAUGAAGGGAAGAGAUUCAAAUAAAAAAUAAAUUAUACAAAAAAUCCAGCUGGAGAGACAAACCCAGCCACCCAACCUACUCCAGCUGCUUGUGGUCACAGAGCCAGGAGUCUGCCAAAGUGAGCCUGAGGUGCCCAGCCCGCCAGCCCCCCACCCUUGCCCACCACUGACUACUCACCCGUGAUAUGUGUGCUGUACAUCUGUUUCAUUUCUGCUGUAGGAGCUGUAAAUAUGCCAUGCUUUUGAUGUGUAUGUGCAUGUGGUGGUUUAUUUAAUGAUUCUGUAAUGUUUUUCUCUAUCACUGGUAUCCAGUUUAGUCUACAAUUGCUGAUCACCUUCAGAUUGGAGUACAUUAUAUUCCUGCUGGUGGCUGUGCAUGCAGUUUCUUCCUUGCAAAAUUGUAUUUAUUAAAUUUAUUAUAUUUUUUCUUCAGUAGUUCUGUGAGUACCAAAUAUGUUUUGUUUUGUGUAGGAAAUCCCUGUCAUGAGCAGUGGUUCUGAGGACAUCGCUGACAUUGCAGAGCUACCAUCGUUUCCACAAUGUUAAUAUACAUACUAGUAA
This is a messenger RNA of Eriocheir sinensis (Chinese mitten crab), 4758 nucleotides long. Its product is annotated as transcription factor cwo-like. The coding region runs from base 937 to 3084 and encodes 715 amino acids. NCBI's taxonomy places the organism in Eukaryota, Metazoa, Arthropoda, Malacostraca, Decapoda, Varunidae. The transcript is spliced from 5 exons. The record is from RefSeq and is a predicted model, not a curated record. Gene Ontology annotation, biological process: regulation of transcription by RNA polymerase II; regulation of circadian rhythm; anterior/posterior pattern specification. Gene Ontology annotation, cellular component: nucleus. Gene Ontology annotation, molecular function: RNA polymerase II cis-regulatory region sequence-specific DNA binding; protein dimerization activity; DNA-binding transcription factor activity, RNA polymerase II-specific.